Messenger RNA from Loa loa (African eye worm), 584 nucleotides. RefSeq lists its product as hypothetical. The record is from RefSeq and is a predicted model, not a curated record. The transcript is spliced from 3 exons. Lineage: Eukaryota; Metazoa; Nematoda; Chromadorea; Rhabditida; Onchocercidae. The coding region runs from base 75 to 485 and encodes 136 amino acids.
CGAGUAGUCAGAAGAGAUGUAAUCUGAUAGAGGAUUUGUUCGCUAGAGACUUGCAUACAAGUAGGCAGAUAUGCAUGUAUUUCCUCAUUUUGUGUAAGGCAUAUCGGUGGAAAAAUAGACGAAUUCUGGAAGUUAGAGGAGAAAGAACAGUGCUGCAUGUUGCAAAGCUGAAGAACAAGGGUAGAACAAAGCGGAAUUCGUGCCUCUCUCUUUUGCUUUCAUUGAAAUGCGCAUUAGUGACAAUGCCAAAUAUCCCAUCACUGGAACGUGCAAUGAUCCAUCUGGCCCAUCUCGGUGAUCGUGGCACAUCCGUCACUGCUGUCAGGCGAUUCGACAACAAACGCCAUCCACUCCAGAAGAGAGAUAUAAUUGGUAAAAAAAAGUGGAGAAAAGAAGAGAAGAGAAGAGGAACGCAUAUUUCUCAACAGCCAAGAAUACUUUGUCAAAUAUAUUUGCUUCAAAUCGAUGGAAUGCACCAGUAUUAAGGAUGUUUUUGGCGAACUCUACAGAAAAAAGUUUCUGCAACAAUGCAAUCGAGAUGACUCAUCGUUGCAUGUUAAAGUAUAAAAAAAAGAGAUAAUAUU